Molecule: messenger RNA, 550 nt
Organism: Eufriesea mexicana
Lineage: Eukaryota; Metazoa; Arthropoda; Insecta; Hymenoptera; Apidae
Gene: RpL21
Product: ribosomal protein L21
Exons: 2
Coding region: 64-483 (139 amino acids)
Biological process (GO): translation
Cellular component (GO): ribosome
Molecular function (GO): structural constituent of ribosome
Source: RefSeq, a predicted model, not a curated record
AUCUCUUUUCCACGGACGUGGGUGAUUACAUUCAGCUUCUGUAGAUUUGGUGGAGUUAUUAGUAUGACAAAUUCAAAGGGAUAUCGUCGAGGAACAAGGGAUUUAUUUUCCCGAAAGUUUCGCAAACAUGGAACAAUUCCACUUUCUACAUAUAUGAAAGUGUAUAAAGUAGGCGACAUAGUUGACAUUAAAGGUAAUGGGGCUGUUCAGAAAGGAAUGCCUUAUAAAGUGUAUCAUGGAAAAACUGGACGUGUAUUCAAUGUAACUCCUCAUGCUUUGGGAGUCAUUGUAAAUAAAAGAGUUCGUGGACGAAUUAUUGCAAAAAGAAUUAAUGUUCGUAUUGAACAUUUGACUCACUCAAAAUGUAGAGAAGAUUUCUUGAAACGCGUAAAGGAAAAUGAAAGACUCAGGAAAGAAGCAAAGGAAAAAGAAAUUAAAUUACAGUUGAAAAGACAACCUGCUGAAAAUUGUAUCAGGACGUGAAAACCCAAUUUCCCUUGCACCUAUUCCUUAUGAAUUUAUUGCUUAAAAUAAACAUGUUUUGAACAAA